AUGUUCGCGCAGCUCAAGCGUGAGAGUCUGCGCAAGUUGCAGGCAAUGGAGGACAAGAGCCUCAAAGGCUGCAUCGAUGAGCCCAUUGCGGACAUGAUUCAUACGAUCAAUGCUCAUCCUGAUUACGUGACGAGUAGCUCCUGUUCUGGUCGCAUUGCACUGUUCUGUGGAGAAGCUGCAGCAGGAAAGGGGGAUGCAUCGGGCUCAGAUCUGAUCACGAAAGGCGGCAAGUGGCUGAUCGCUGCGCACGCCACCAUCACAUUUGAUCAGUUAGUCACGGCCCUGCGCUCGUCUGAUGCCCAAUCCAGUCACAGCAACAUGAUUAUAUUCAAGCACGAGCCAUUCAUCAUGCACGUUGUCUGUCGUGAUGUAGAGCCUGCAAAAAAGUUGUUGCAGUGGGGCAUCGCGAGCGGUUUUCGGGAAUCGGGUGUUGUCCUUGGCAACCGAAAGAUCGUGUGCGCAAUUCGAACAACUGCAAACGGGUUUGAGAUUCCGCUCGGACGGAGCGCAGAGCACUUGCUGGUCAACGACGAGUACCUCCGAUGGAUUGUGAACAUCGCAAACCAAAAGUUUGAGGCUAACAAGCAGAAGACAGAUCGACUCUUUGAAGCUUUCCGUGGUGGAUUCUGCCAUCCACUCGUAGUGUCGCAAGCUGAAAGUGGGUGUUUGGUUGAGUUGAGAUCCUGGACAGAGGUAGCGAGAAAGAAAAGCGUUCAGCUUGUGGGGCAUACGAGCGUGCGGUACCGGGAUUCGAUUGUGGUAUUUGGCGGUCAGGGGCCUACCGCUGCAGGAUUAACAACACGCGUUGCAACUGUGACUUUCCUAGCCCCUUCCAAGGAAGGAUCUCUUCUGCAGACAUACCAUGCGACGGCCGGGGCAAAUGGCCCGUCGCCUCGUAUGUACCACUCAUGCAGUGUUGUGGGAACGCGCAUGAUCGUGUUUGGUGGCCGCGCUAGCCCUGUUAAACCCUUAGGCGAUUUGUGUGGCAUGGAUUUGGAGACAAAACAGUGGAAGACGAUUGCCACCCAAGGAAUUGGUCCCUCGCCGCGCUGGAAGCAUUGCAGCUGCGCUGUUGGCUCAGUUGUGUAUGUGUACGGUGGUCGUGAUGCCCAGCACGUGUUUAGCGACAUGUUUGCUCUCGAUCUCAAUCAAAACCUGCCUCAGUGGCGUCAAAUUGAGACUUUUCCAAAAACUUUGCAUCGAUUUGAUCACAUUGGUGUGGUUGUCGAGUCAACGAAGCUUGUGUUUUGGGGAGGUAUGUCAUCGUUAGAGAGCGGCGAUUGUAGCGAUAUUGGCAGUGCGUCCUUGCUUUUCGACACUGUGACGGAGACCUUGGAACAAAAAACCCUCGAAAACACCCGAAACAAAAGCCAGCCUCUUGCACUUUUUGCUGCCAGUGCUUGCUCAAUCAACGAGUAUCAGGUGCUUGUGGUGGGUGGUGUGACGUCUGCGUUGCUUGCGAAUGGAGACAAGGCGACUCAACAAGUCUACAUGCUAGACGUCAAGAAUUUCAAAUGGACCGAGCUUGGUGAGAUUAAGCAUGAAAAUGCAGCUUUUGUUGGGCAUAGCACGACCUGGAUGCCGACGAACAAGUCCGUGUACAUUUUGGGUGGUGGUUUCCAAUGCUUUGGAUUCGGGCAGUUUUAUUCGUCGACAUACCAGUGCCACCUGUCGUUGACUAUCCCAAAGUUAGCCCGCACUAAUGCUUCCGAGAGUAACUCAGUCGAAGUACUGGCUAGUACGUCGGCCUCAUCAAACGGAAUUCUGCUGGGUGUUCUUGUCAACAAACUGGAAGUGAAGAAAGUGAAAACUGUGCUAGAAAAGCUGGACGUAUACGACAAAUCACGACGUGUCCAUGUAGCAAAUGAUGCAGAGUCGGUCGCCUUUGACGCAAAGCAAAUGACAAAGUUUCUAAUCCCUGUGACAGCCACCAUUCGCGAUCGCGUUGCCUCGACAGACAAUGCUGAAUUGCAAAGGCUCGAAAUUGUGCCUGACCGUGAUGCGUACAUGAACAAGUUUGGUAAAACGAGUGGGUUCAAUCGCAACGAAGUGAUUCGUAGUACAAUUUGUGCAUAUGCUAGUAAGCAUCAACUACCCGCUGAGCUUGUGAAAGCCGUUCCGGAGAAGUAUGAGUUUGUGAGCGAUGUGUUGAUGGUCCCUCGAGAUUCGUUUCUCGAGCCGCAAUGGGCGCCGUUUGCCGAUGAGAUGUGGGCACAGGUGUGUGCGUCUGCUAAACCCGCUUUCUCUCGCGUUGCACGAAGAGCCUUUAUCGACAAAAGUGAGAAGCGGCAGAGUCGUGUGGAGCUGUUGUACCUGAACAACGAUGUACUUAUGUCGCAGCGUUCGAAGGAGGCUCCUGGCUGGGUAGAGAUUCGUGAGAAUGGUAUUGUCUACGGCUGGGACCUCACACGGGUCAUGUUCUCGUCUGGCAAUGUCACUGAAAAGGCUCGCAUGGCAAACACCGAAUGUCGCGGCGAGACCAUCGUCGAUCUCUUCUGUGGUAUUGGUUAUUACGUCCUCCCGUUUCUUGUGCUUGGUGGGGCUGCAUUCGUCCACGCUUGCGAGUGGAACCCGGACUCGGUCGCAGCUCUGCACUUUAACCUGGCGCGCAACCACGUCGCAGACAAGUGUAAAGUCUACCUUGGUGACAAUCGCGAGACCGCUCCGACGAUAGGUGCGGUGGCUGACCGCGUGAAUCUGGGUCUACUACCUACCAGCGAGAAGGCGUGGCCGCUCGCCAUGCAAGUGCUGAAACCCAGUGGUGGCUGGUUUCAUGUGCACGAUAACGUCGCUGUUGAGGAUCGUGACGCAUGGGAACAGCGCGUGGUGAACUCUAUGCGCCAGCUCGCGCAGCAGUACGGGAAAGACUUGACCAUCUCGUGCAAGCACGUGGAGAAGGUAAAGUCAUACGCUCCGAAAGUGUACCACCUCGUGGCUGACAUCCACUGCGUGCCCAGCAAUUCAUUAGCUUAG
Messenger RNA from Peronospora matthiolae, 2973 nucleotides. The record is from the annotation of a GenBank genome assembly. Lineage: Eukaryota; Oomycota; Peronosporomycetes; Peronosporales; Peronosporaceae.